This is a messenger RNA of Pogoniulus pusillus (Red-fronted tinkerbird), 2518 nucleotides long. RefSeq names its product artemin (gene ARTN). The transcript has 4 exons. NCBI's taxonomy places the organism in Eukaryota, Metazoa, Chordata, Aves, Piciformes, Lybiidae. Gene Ontology annotation, molecular function: growth factor activity; glial cell-derived neurotrophic factor receptor binding; receptor tyrosine kinase binding. Bases 927 to 1604 code for a protein of 225 amino acids. Gene Ontology annotation, biological process: peripheral nervous system development. The record is from RefSeq and is a predicted model, not a curated record.
GCCACAGCUGUGGGCAGCACAGCCUCACAGCUGAUCUCACCCUCCCACACAGUCCUACAAGCAGGCAUGAAGCCACCCACAGGCACAAGGCUUAGCCAAGCUGCCAGUGCCGGGAGCAGAGGGUAACCAGGGCCACACAGUGCCGCACCAGGGCAGAGGCAGCAGCUCUAGACUGCGUGCCACCUCCACCUUCCCUGCUAGAGGUGGCGGGGACAGCUUAGCCCUGGCAGGUGAUGCCGCAGGAGGACGGCGGGAGUUGUCAUGCCGGCACCGGCUAAUCCGCGGAGAUGAGAGGAGACGAGGCGGCCAGCUCCGACAGAGCUCGCACACGGCGGCCGCUGGCCCCGCGGCAGGAGCGUGGGACCUGCUGUGCCGUGUGGCGAAGAAGCAGUUAAUGCCACGCGGGGGGUCCCGAGCAUUGAGGCAGACCCCAGGAGAGACCCGGGGCCGGCAUGCAGCCACAGCACAGCCGACGAUGGAGCCGCUGGCCCUGCUCCAGCCAAGGAGUUAUAUAAAGCCGGGGAGGUUGCGGCGAGGCGGCGGAACGCUGCUGGGGCAGAUGACACCGCCGUCAGCAGCAGCCCGGGGAGCGCAGCCCGGCCCGACGUCUCCGGACCCUGCCACGGGCAGGGUUCGGGGGGUCGGCGGGCUAUGAGGUCUGGCCCCGGGGGGCUUUCCCGGGCUGGGCUGUGCUCCGGCGGCCGGCUCCGGCCGGGGGACCACGUGUGAAGCGGGGCCGAGCGGAGGCGGCCCUGGGAUUUGGCACGUUUGCAAGGAGCACUUGAGAGCCCCGGGAUGGACGUGGAGGGCCCUGGGCGGUGACGUAAGGACUCGCACGGGCUCGGCUCGGCUCGCCAGCCGGCCCCCAUGUCCCCGGGGCCUGCGACGGCCCCGGCGGAGGGAGACAGGGAGACGGCGGAGCCAGCAUGGAUCAGCGAGCGUGGCCAUCAGAGCUAAGACAUGCAGGACCCACUGCUCACCUGCAGCCCAAGGAAGGGACUCUGUGGGGGCUCCUCACCAUCCUCUCUCUGCUGGCUGGUCUGGCUGCAGGCACCCCACGAAUGCCACACUGCAAUGAGACUCUGGACACAGCCCUGACGUCUCAGAGUUCUCCUGUGGAAGAUGGUGCAGAGGUACCACUUGCCACUGCCUGGAGCCAGCUGCAUGGGGACAAUGUGACAACAGGUGGCCAGGGUGCUGUUGAACUGGAUGGGGACCCACUGGUACGUACCGAGCGCUCACCACCAGGUACUGGCAAAGCCAAGAAGGGGACGUGGAAAUCCUCACGAGCAGCCCGCGGGCGCAACUGCCAUAUCCGCAACCUGAUGGUGAAGGUGCGUGACCUGGGCCUGGGCUUCAACUCAGACGAGAUUGUGCUCUUCAAGUACUGCAGUGGAUCCUGCCACCGGACACGCAGCAACUAUGAUUUGACUCUGGGCAGCCUGCUGCGGCAGCAGCUCAUCACCCCAGGUCCACGGGAGAGGGUCCUCAGCCACCCCUGCUGCCGGCCGACCCGCUAUGAGGCUGUCUCCUUCAUGGAUGUGCAGAACACGUGGCAGACAGUGGAGAAGCUUUCGGCAGCUGAGUGCAGCUGCAUUGGCUGAGGAGGGGGCUGCUGGCUUGGACCUGGCUCAAUACAUGCUGGCAGACCCUGGCUUGCCACACAUAGCGGCACUGGCACUUAGAGGAAAGGUCUGGCAGAGGCCAGUGCCCCUAGUUUUACCUGGUCAUGAAGGGCUGAGGUGAGAUGGAGCCAUGGCAGCUGGUGGGUAUCUGAACCUCCUCCCACUCAGCUCCAAGCAGCUGGUGGUGCCAGCUGUGCACCGUCCAGUCCUGGUGCAUCCCAGCUCAGUCCUGGGCAAGGAGCUGGAAGGAGUAUAGAGCAUUCCUGCUGCUCUCAGUGGUAUGUCAGACUGGCAGUUGGCAGCACCUGUCUCAACUGCACCCUCCUGGACUGGUGCUCCUGCACACCUGAUUUAGGGGAGCCAAGGCUAACUGUCAUGCAAGCUUCAGAGGUCAGAAAGGGGGAGAAAUCUCCCUGUCCCCUUGGGGGCUGGCAGCGGCUGGUGCUGUCUUGCAGGGAGGGGGCGUCCUGCAGGGGGAAGGCAGAGGUGCAGCCAAAGCACACCAGCAUGGGGUGGGGGACCCACACCCGGACCAGCCUCUGGCGCUUUGCAGGACAGUGGGGCAGAGGAACCCACUGGGCCCCCUGCUCGGCUCCCUGGGAAGUGGCAGGGUCCCCUCGCUGCCCCUACGGUGCUGUGGCACUGAACUAUUUAUUACUCUAAAUUAUUUAUUUAUUGUUCUAGAGCGGGAGCUCCUAUUUAUGACUUUGGUCCUCCAGGGGCCGGGUAUAAUUUAACCCCGGCGCUACUGUGAAGCCCUGGGCAGCGCCCCGGCCCCGGUGCCCCGUGCCCCCAGCCCCCUUUUUCUAUUAUUUGUAAGAUUUGAGGGAUAAACUCUAUUUUUGUACAGUUGCCUUUUCCUGUAGCAAUAAAGCGAUGGGCUGCGAGUCCAA